Amphimedon queenslandica is the source of this 1949-nucleotide messenger RNA. RefSeq lists its product as uncharacterized. The record is from RefSeq and is a predicted model, not a curated record. The transcript is spliced from 5 exons. Lineage: Eukaryota; Metazoa; Porifera; Demospongiae; Haplosclerida; Niphatidae. The coding region runs from base 968 to 1453 and encodes 161 amino acids.
AAUCCAAGGGAACACUCUCCUGCAAUGGAUGUCUUCAGUUAUGGUGUCCUCCUUAUAGAGAUGAGUAUUUGUACUAUUCCACAGCCUGGUAACAGAAGGCAGGAUGUUAAUUCUAUUAAGCAUGCUGGGUUGAAGGGUCUUAUUCAACGCUGUGUUAUGGAUAAUUAUAAAUUGCGUCCUGAAAUGUCUGACAUAAUAAACGAACUGACUCAAAGCAUUUGAUUGGUGUAGCAAUUUUGUAGUUUUGUUGUGAUGAUUUGAAGCUAUUGCUGUUUUGGGUGGGGCUCAGUGGGUGUGUCUAUUUUCAACUACGCUCCUCCCACUCCUACAAUGGCAGCUCUAAAGUCAGCAAAAGCAGUCCCCAGCCCCACUGUAAAAGGUUAAUAAGUUAUAAUUUAUGAUGAGCAUUGUUUGACUGAUAGUUUGUGCCAUUAUAUAGACUAUGAACCUGCUAAGAGAACUGGUCAUUCUACAGUAAUAGUAGGAAACUGUCUUUAUAUGUGGGGUGGGGAGAGAGAUGACCAUCCUAAAGUACACAGUAUUGAGAUAGAGAGAAAAGAUUCAUCAUUUGUGGAGGUACUUCACCUUCCGACUGGUAGGUGGGAGCAGAAACCUACCACUGGUGAUCCUCCACUGGGUAUCAUUAACUAUGCAGCUGUUGCUAUUGGGAAUGAGAUAUUCUAUUAUGGAGGACGUUGUAGUCAUUAUGGUCGCUAUGAUGAUGAUGUUCUGUACAGUUUAAAUGUUGAUACUCUAAAAUGGAGGAAAGUUGUACCUGCUAAUUCUGAGGAUGGUCCUAAGGAGAAGGAUAAUUGUGGUAUGAUUGCUGUAAAGAUUGAGGGAGAAGAUUACCUUGUAAUAAUUGAACCAUAUUCUAUUUAUAUUCAUUUUUAGAAUUGCUACAGGUCAGUGGAUCCCACCUAAAGUUACUGGAGAUGAUAUUACUGAAAUUGAUUACUUUAAUUUGAUGUCAGUAGAUGAUACCAGUGUUAUUUUACUUCAAGAUGAUGAUAGUACUAUAUCAAAACAUUCUGUUUAUCGGCUUACCUUUACUAAAGGAUCAGUGUUUUGUGUAAGGAUAUUUAAUGGAAAUAGCCAUGGUCUAUCAACAUAUUCUCAUCCUAGUGUAUUACUGAAUAGUCCUUCAGGACUAAAACUAUGGGCUAUUGGUGGCAAUGAAUGUGAGACAUUUGAUAUUAACAAAACUAAUUGGAAGAAGGUUGGUGUUCCUGAAUCAGUCAAAAAUAGAGAUCUUCGUUCUCUUUCAGUUUGGAAUGAAGAUACAACCAAUACUUGGAUAAUAGAGUUUGGAGGACAAUGGGAUGAGGCCUCACUGAGUGAUACAAGAUUCCUUAAUAUCAGAUACACUGCAGGAGGUGAUAUUUCUGUGAGGACAUACUCACUGAGAGAGUAUCAAGAAGAAAUGGGAAAGAGAGAAAGAUCAGUUGCAUGAACAAGAGAUCAGUCAGAAAGGAGAAAGAGAAAGAAUAAUGGAAGAGAGACACCAGCAAGAGAUUCAACAAUUACACCUUCAAGUGGAAGAGCCGGAGAGAUUAACAGACCAGAGAAAGAGAGUGAGCCUGGAGAAACAACUUCAAGAAAGAGAGUGACAUACAGCUUCAGCAAAAGGUUUAAGAGUUACCUACACAAAAUGAUGACAGAAAGAGACAGUUUCAAGAGAGAGAACAGGAACUUCAACAACAACUUCAACAAAGUGCACAACAACUUGAAGAGAAAGACAGGCUCAAUUUGAGGAGCAGGAGUCAGCAUGCAUGGGUAGUGAAUGGAGAUGAAAUAAAAAUGACAGAGACAGCCCUUGGUAAUGGAGGCUAUGGUGAAAUUAGAGUAGCAAUAUUCUGUGGACUUCUUAAGAGUAGCCACAAAGAGUAAUCCUCUUAUAAUCUGCAUCUAUUUUUGUUAAAAAAUUAACCAGUUCCUACUCCCUCCCA